Messenger RNA from Thermochaetoides thermophila DSM 1495, 1089 nucleotides. RefSeq lists its product as uncharacterized. The record is from RefSeq and is a predicted model, not a curated record. The transcript has a single exon. Lineage: Eukaryota; Fungi; Ascomycota; Sordariomycetes; Sordariales; Chaetomiaceae. Bases 1 to 1089 code for a protein of 362 amino acids.
AUGCUCCGCGCCCGCUUCUUCACAACAUCAUGCCGUUGGUUCAAGCAGAAGCCACCGACCCGUCUGCCCUGGCCACCUAAGCCAGUCAAGCCAGGGAACACUGCAAUAAAAGCCGCAGAGGCUCCCUCGAAUCCAACCUCAGGCCAAAUAACAGUCUCGACUGCAACAGUGGCUCAUACGGCAAUUUCCAAGGCUGCCUCGACACCAGCGCCGACACCGAAACCCGUGGCCUCCUCUAAACCUUUGCCAUUCCUCCCUCCAGAUGGCAUCCCAGCCACAUACGCAGAGCGUUUGGCCAGCCGUGGUCGCACCCUGCUCUACGAAGCUCCUUCACAUUUCUGGUUUCGUGCCGGUUGCUUCUCCUCGGGCGCUUUCUGUGCCAGCUACACCGUCUACCAGUACUGGACCGUGAUCCUGCAUCCGCCAGAGGGUCUCCUCUGGUGGGUUCCUCAUGCAUUUGGAGUCAUUCUGGUCUUCAUGUCCGGUAUGGCCGCCUACUUCAUCAUGGGCACCGGCAGAAUUGUGAGGACCAUCGAGGCAGUGCCAUGGCGCCAGGUGUUUGGCGAGGGCGUACCUAAGAAGAAGCCUUGGAUGAGCAAGGCCGUCAAGAAGUCUUUGCAAACGACGUCUCCGCAGGAGGGAGCGAAGAAAGUGCUCGUAGAGGUUGCCACGCGUGGCAUGAUCCCGUUCUGGCCUGCUAAGAAGAGGCUGUACCUGCCGGAAGAGAUCCAACUGCCCAUGAGGAUGAACAGUGUCUACGGUAGUGGUGCAAUCGGUGGUGCUGGCCCUCAGAACAAUGAGUAUCUGAGCCUGGCUGAGCGUGUUCGGAGGGAGCGUGCUCUCAGGGAGGCUCGCGAAGCUGAGAGGAAGUACAACAUGGAUCACAUUCUGACUGCUCCAUUCAGAGACGCCCGCAAGGUGUUCCGGGGCAUGUUCAAGGGUAUCAGGCGGUCAUUUGACCGUGAGGGCUUUGUCAAGAUCAAGUUGGGCGAUGAGAAAUACAAGCUGGAUGUUACUGGCGGGUGGGCGCUUGACGAGGGGCGCGCAAUGGACCGGUUGCUUGCAGUGAGGCCGAAUGCCUUGAGGUGA